AUCUCGCUCCGACAUGACCCGCUGCCAUUCCUAACGCUACGCGUAUUUUUGUUCCAUUCACACCCUCUUCGUUAUAACUUCGAUGAAUGAUGGACAACAAAGUACAAACGCACAAAUUACAACCGUCAAAAAACUCGAAAUCCUGAGCAAUAGGAAGUAGGAUUUGAGACUCGCCCAGUACUAUUGCAUCAAACUGGUUUCUGAAUCUAUAAAAAUUGAUCGAAUCUUUCUUCAUUUCAUUUUUGGGUACUUAAAAAGUUAAGAAAAAGAAAGAGAUGACAGUGAACCAGGCGACGGCGUUGAAGGUGGGGUUGGGUCUAUUGGGUCUGUGUUUGUUUGGCUACAUAGUGGGUCCACCUCUUUACUGGCAUUUCAUGGAAGGCUUAGCGGCCAUCAGUCACACCUCCACCACUUGUCCACCUUGCGUUUGCGAUUGCUCUUCCCAGCCUCUUCUCACAAUCCCUGAAGGGCUGAGCAAUGCUUCCUUUUCAGAUUGCGCAAAGCAUGAUCCUGAGGUGAGUGAGGAUACUGAGAAGAGCUUUGUAGAACUUUUGACAGAAGAACUGAAGCUAAGAGAGACUGAAGCUUUGGAAAGUCAGCAACGUGCAGACAUGGCACUACUUGAGGCUAAGAAGAUAGCAUCACAGUAUCAAAAAGAAGCAGACAAGUGUAAUUCAGGUAUGGAAACAUGUGAAGAAGCAAGGGAGAAAGCUGAAGCUGCACUGGCAGCUCAGAAGAAAUUGACAGCAAUGUGGGAACUAAGAGCUCUUCAAAAAGGGUGGAGAGAAGGGGUAUUCAAAUCUCAUACACAAUCAGAGGGUAGAGUCCAGGCUGUCUAAGUGAUCCACCAUGGCCUCAUAGGAAAGUAUUUCUUUUUCCACACUGCUUAUUGCUCUGCAUGUUGAUUCUGGAGUAACUUAUUGCAUCUUACCGCAAAGCGGGCCAUAUAGAUUAUUCAUGAAUUCCAGAGUUAAUCCUAUACGUGUAGUCUGGUUCUUGUGAUUUAUCGUAAGCAUAGUUACCCUUGUUCUUAUGGAGCCACUAGAAACAACCACCUGCUUGGAAAGGCCAUGUUGGAAUUAUGGGUGAAUGUUGCUCUUUUAAGACCAGUUUAAGUUGCACUCCUGUAAGACUCUUAAAAGUGAUUAUGGUUCAUGUGGGAAAAAAAGAAAAGUGGGAAUAUAAAACUUGUUUGCUAGUGAAAACAUAAACAACUAUGAACUGGAAUUUACUAUCAAUCUAUUGUAAUUUUCUAUCAUAUGGAGAUAUAAUUUUCGACUUUUUAUCUUUGAUAGUGACAAUUGUACUAGAAUUUUCCCUUUUUCCUUAGCCGUUAGGAAUUCUAAUACUGGAGUUUGUGCUUGGGUGCGAAUAAUUUCUUUUUGUACGUUAAAAGGAGUUUUGUUGCCUCCAAAUUUUUUACGUGCGCAAGGAUUUUAAAGUUACGUUUUCAGAGGGACAGUCUCUCCUGCCCUAUAAAUAGGGUUGUAAACGAAUUAAUCCAAUCAAAUGAAUGUAUUGUUGCGGUUUAUUC
Messenger RNA from Durio zibethinus, 1534 nucleotides. RefSeq lists its product as uncharacterized. The record is from RefSeq and is a predicted model, not a curated record. Lineage: Eukaryota; Viridiplantae; Streptophyta; Magnoliopsida; Malvales; Malvaceae.